Molecule: messenger RNA, 3371 nt
Organism: Rhineura floridana
Lineage: Eukaryota; Metazoa; Chordata; Lepidosauria; Squamata; Rhineuridae
Gene: DDIT4L
Product: DNA damage inducible transcript 4 like
Exons: 3
Coding region: 315-887 (190 amino acids)
Biological process (GO): negative regulation of signal transduction
Cellular component (GO): cytoplasm
Source: RefSeq, a predicted model, not a curated record
AGGGGAGUCAGGUGACCGAUGUUUUCCUUUCUGCCAACCUCCCCAACCUUUCUGGCAUUCACGCGGACCAAUCAAGUGAUCCGCUCGUCUUCCUUUCCUUUCCUCCCCCCACCCCGAACGUCUCUUCUUUCACACGGAUGAACUGCGUUAAGAAGGCUGUUGGCUGCUUUUCGCCCUGCAUGCAAUUUACCUUAAAGGAGCAGCCAAUGAGAGGAGAGAGAUUGCCUGCCAAAGUUUAACGCUGCCCCAAAGAUCUCCGGAGGAGGAGUAAACCAAGACUGACCUCUUGGUGGUGAGGAUUAUUGUUCUUCAGAAUGGUUGCAACUAGCAGUUUAAACAUUAAAAACGCUGCAUGUAUCUCUGAAGUGAUACAGCAACGCUUUCAACAUGCAACCUUAACUGAUUUUGACUACUGGGAUUAUGUAGUGCCUGAACCCAACUUUAAUGAGAUGGUGUUUGAGGAGCAAACUUGUCUGAGUCUAGUUAGAAUGCUGGAGAGCUGCCUGUCCAAAUCAAAGCAGACUAAACUGCAUUGUUCAAAGCUUCUAGUCCCUGAAAAACUAACCAGGAGGAUAGCUCAAGAUGUUUUGCGUCUCGCUUCCACCGAGCCUUGUGGCUUAAGGGGAUGUAUUAUUCAUGUAAAUUUAGAAACCGGAAAUGUAUGUAAAAAGCUGGAUAAGAUUGUCUAUGACUCCACUGUUGUACCUACUUUUGAACUGACCCUGGUGUUCAAACAGGACUGUUGUUCAUGGCCUAGUUUCAGGGAUUUCUUCCCUAGAGCUUGCUUUACCUCCAGCAGCAAACGUACUCUGAUCUUGAGUCCUGGUUUUCGGCUAAUUAAGAAAAAAUUGUAUUCCUUGAUGGGAACAGUUGUCGAAGAAUGCUAAAAAAAAUCUGUUUUUAACAGUUUUACUAACUGAGCCUAAAGCCCUUGGAAAUAUGACUUUUUUUUAAAAAAAUGACUGCGACUUUUGCACAACUGUCCUCUCUUUAAGCUGGCAAAACCUCAAUGCAGCAAGUUGGUAUUGGGUAGAAUGAGAAGGAACACAGCUAUUGAUACUUGAAACAUUCCUUGAUCAGCACCAGCAAGUCCAUAAGCCAGCCUGAUUGCUGCUUGUUGCUAGCAGUUGUACUAAAGGUUAACUGUUAACUGUCUGGCAUUCUUGAUCACUUUUUUAAAGCUAAGUUCUCUAGAUGCAGCUGCUGCUUCAAGAAGGAGGUUAAUCCUUAGCCUUCAAAGAACAGCUGGCAGAGUGUUCUUUUGACAUAAAUAUACAUGUUACUAGGAAUAACUAUUCCAGUUGUUACUUGUAGCACCAAAUACAGAGGGGGAGAGCCUUGGAAGGAGGUGGAACUGAAAUGGGGUGGGGACCUAGUGGCUCUCCAGAUGGUGCUGGACUACAACUCCCAUCAUCCCUGACCCCUUGGCCAUGCUGGGUAGGGCUGAUAGGAGUUGGAAUCCAACAACAUCCAGAGAGCUGCAGAUUUCCUCAUCCCCCAACUAAAAGUGGAGGCUUGGGUGGCAAAGCAACAGUAGCUCCACUUUUUAACAACUAGCAUAGUUCUAGUCUUAUGGGAUCUUCCAGAUGGAAGGAGAUAUGGUAAAAUAGUUUGCCCAAAAGUGUUGUGAACGGCUGCACUACAUUUCAAUUGUAUGGACUGAAUAUCUGGAAACAUGGAUAUUCUGCAGAAAUCUUGAAGGUGGCUUUUGGCACUAAAUGUUGCGUUUACGUUGUUCAGUGUUGUAAAAGAAAUAUUGGUCAUGUUCAUGGUUACGCAUGACCUACCUUGCAUCUAUUUCUGGGGGGGGGGAGGAUAUUGCUCUACUACAGGGUUACUGCCCAUUUUUUGUAUGAAAGGAAUAGCUUGCACAACCAUUUUUCUUCGGCGGUGAGUGCUGAUUUUCAGAUGGUCACUUGGUCAACUGAAAAUCAGUUGGUUGGCUUUAUUAUGGUCCUGCAAAUGAAUCAGACUUGAUGGGUUCAGACAACUGCUUCACCACCUGCUUGGAGAAACAUUUUGGGACUCCUUAAAUUUGUUUCUGAAAAGAGAAUUAAUCAGAUGCUCACUAUUGAUUCCCUCUUUGUGGUUAAGCUAAGAGGAAAUCUACAAGGCCAAGUGACAAGAAAGGUCAGUUUCUUGGGGUUAUUUGCCAACUUUGCUCACCCAAGUGUAGUGUAGACAUGGGCCUCCAAAUGUGAGACAUCUUCUGUGAACUGAGGAUCAGAGUCUCAGUAUGGUUUUGGCUACCCUCUUAUCUCUAAUCUUUUUUGUUAACGGGCACUACCAUGCGCUCUCACUUCAGCAGGAGUAGGAAAAUAUAAAUAGACUCUAUGAAUAGCUUCUUCCUCUUGAAAGUGUGAGAAUGGAGAUCACUUUCAGCUUGAUCAUGCCAGAUCUCCAGCAUUCUUCUCUUGCCUACACUUUAACUCUUAAUAAAUUGCCCCUUGUUGGCCAUUUAAGAAACCCUGUAAUCUGGUGGGGAGGAAGGUUUGCCAAUCUCCUAGUCCACAUUGACAAGGCUAGUUUGUGUUAAGCAACGUGGUGUUAAAAGAGUCUCUCUUUUUCAUGCCUCUUGGCUUUAAAAUCUUUAUAUUUUACAGCACUAAGAUUUAAUGCUUUGUCUGUGGUACAGAAGAGUUGUGUUAACAAAUUUUGUCUUCUGGAAGUAUUGAAAUUAGUGGCUUUCUUUUAGUACCUCAUGAGGGACACAAUAAUGGAGAAAUGAGGACACUGAGAAGAGUCUGCUGUAGUGGAAAUAGUAGGAACAGCAUUAUCUGAUGCCACAGGAGUUUUGUUUUUGCAUGUGUGCUAGACUUGUGUUUUGCCCAGUAUGCCAAAAAAAAAGAGAGAAUCCUUACUGUAUCUGCAGUUGACUCUCCUGAUUUCCUUCCAAUAUUGUUAUUGGAGGCAAACUGAGGCAUGGCCUGUUGUUCAGAAAGAUCAAUAGAUUUUAAAUUACAAGACAAAAAAAAGCUCAGUGAACAAAUGAAGGGGCGUUGCAUAGAGAGGAAUGUCAGUGGUGCCCCAUUAAGAUGCAGAAGGCUGAAUUUUAUAUGGCUGAUGUUAAAAUAUAACUUGGCACACUUCUGCAUGCUAAACAUCUGUCUUGUUGCUAUAGGACUAUUGUAAACUGGAGUUGCACUUAAAAUUGCUUUUAACUCUUUGGUGUUUAAUGGUUUUGUUUUUUACCUUUGUAGACUCCUUUACUGUUUGAUAUUGUAAAAUGUUGGUUUUUCCAUUACUUUGUUGUUCCUAUCUUAGCAUUGGUCUUAAAAUGUUGGCUCCUGUUAAAAGAAAGUCUGUCUUAUAAAUAAAGAUAUAUUUUUUAAUUCUGAGACCUUGAGGGGAAUAAAGGUGAUUGGCCUGUC